AAUCUCUUUUCGCCGAUCGCUGUGAUGCAAUUUGCCGUUUAUUUAAUAAAUUCCGCUGGUGAAAGUUAAAAUUGAAGGCGAGAUAGUAAAUUAAAUAUUUCUGUAUCAAAGUUAUAUAGCCUAGUGUGAAUUUGUUUUCAAAACUAAAGUGCAAAGUGUGAAAAACCGAAUAGUGAUUGACAAUGGAGCAAUCGAUAAGAGAAAGAGAUCCAUAAAGUAAAGAAGUAUUAAAAUCAGCCGAUUAUAUGUUUACCGGCUGCUGGGUGUGUGUUAACGAAGUUCCUAACAACGGCACACCAUUACACCGCUGAUAGUGCCGCAGCACCUAACCUCGAAAGCGCAUUCGGGCGUAACCGAGCAAUGAUUGAGAGUGUAUGAGCACAUAUUAAAUUUCUAAAAAAUACGUUAAAGUGCUUAGAUAAAAUGCAGUGUCUAAUUCCGAAAUGGUCAGAUGUUCGCGUGCUUCCCUUCCGAAUGACUACCUCGCAAAAGGUUGUUUUCUUCUCGCUCACCGCUGGUGUAGCUUUAAUUGGCGUGCUUGCGCGUUUUCUGCGACGCCGAAAACCACCACGUCCGCCCCGUCGAACACGAAAAUAUACAGGGCGUCGCGCGCGAAACAGCAUGCGCAGCCCCAAUGACAUGAUAUCUAUAGCUGGCUCUAAAGCAUCUGCACGCUCGGGGAGUCCACCUGGCUCUACUGUUGCCUACUCGGAUCGUAUGUCCAUGGCAUCAGGAUCUGUAGGCGGUGGCGCACUCGUGUCCGCUUCACAAAGUCAAACAGGCGCAAUUAUUAUACACUUGACCGCCCAACAGUUAGGUGUGAUGGGUAUGGAAGCAUUAGAUACAGUUAUUAAUUAUUGGGAAGAUGCGUUGGCUGCACACAACUCACCAGGCGGUGUGCCCGCUUUGCUAACGACGGCUGAGGAGUCUGAGUUUUGUCGGGAAAUACAGAAUUUGCUAGAUAUGGCCUACACAUUGCAGGAGCAAAGUGAACUACUAUUCUUGGACCAGCGUUCAGUACUGUUUCGUGAUGAGCCAUCUAUAGAUGAAUUAGAAGAAGAUGGUAUGGGUCAUGCGCUGGAGAAUGGUAUCGACGAAGAUAAACAUUCGCACAGGUCGAUAAUGAGCCGAACGGGCUCUGAUCCCAAUUUUGAUUCUGCCGAAAGUUUUGCAUCAGCGCUAGAUCAGGUGGCUGAUAUGCGUGAUUUCGAGGAAUUUGUUGAAACAUCUUACGAACAAUACCCUUUGUACAAUGCCGCCCUAAAACAUCAUGAAGAAACGCCUAUUCCCUACCGCACUAUACGGGCGGAUUUGGUGCACUGUUCUAGUGAUACAGAAUAUUUGGUUAAACUGCAUUGUGUGCGCUUGGCAUUUCAAUAUUUGUUCAAAGACCCCACUAUCGGGCAAUGGGUUUGCGAUACCGGACGUCAAAUACUUACGGAUCUACUCUGCCUAGGCGAUAAGGAUACCAAGGAGUUUCUUGUAGGCUACGAGGAUAUGAUCACCUAUUUGCAGAAUCCCAAUAAUUGGGACGAAAUACAGAAAGAGUUGGAGGCUCGUAAUGUGAAAGCGAUGACUUUUUAUGAUAUCUGUUUGGAUUUCAUUGUGUUGGACUCAUUCCGUGAUUUAGAUGCGCCGCCUGCAAGCGUGACAGCGGUCGUACAAAACCGAUUUCUUUCAAAUGGAUUUAAAGAAAUGGCUCUAAGUACAGCUGUAUGGUCUGUUCUAAAAGCGAAGCAACAUGGACUCAAAUAUCCGAAUGGCUUUAUGGCUCACUUCUAUAACAUCUCAGAGCAAUUAUCACCACUAAUGGCCUGGGGUUUCUUUGGACCCGAUGAAAAUUUGCGAGAUAUAUGUCAUUAUUUUCGUGACCAGAUGCUCGGGUUCCUGGCGGAUAUUUUUAGUUUUCAAACAAGUCGUUACACAACUGUCGAAGAGUUUGCCGAAGAUAUACUGCAGCAUAUGAAGACACGUGUGAACAAUAUUGGUGCGAAAUUUUGUCAAUAGAAGUGCGAAGCUGUAAUUUAUGUAGUUUAGAAUUUAAUUUUAAAAUUUAAUUUUUUUCAAGGCUACUGCAAGCAUAAUGUCAAGCGGAGCUAGGGCAACAAUUUAUUGCAUACAUAAUUUUCUUUUCUCUAUGAAGUAAUUCAUAUUUUUAUUAUUAUUGAACCACUUUUAUUAUUCCACUUGUUAGAGAGCGUAGAUGCUCACUGUGCAUGAAAUGUGCUUAAACAAGAAAAGUGAAGAGCUUCUACCACCACUUUAGUGUGUUCUUCACUUUUUAGUAUGUAUGUAGUAAGAGCAAAUAUACAUAAAGUAUAUGUAAAGUA
Messenger RNA from Anastrepha ludens (Mexican fruit fly), 2330 nucleotides. RefSeq names its product mitoguardin (gene Miga). NCBI's taxonomy places the organism in Eukaryota, Metazoa, Arthropoda, Insecta, Diptera, Tephritidae. Gene Ontology annotation, biological process: mitochondrial fusion. The transcript has 5 exons. The coding region runs from base 424 to 2007 and encodes 527 amino acids. The record is from RefSeq and is a predicted model, not a curated record.